This is a messenger RNA of Talaromyces stipitatus ATCC 10500, 839 nucleotides long. RefSeq names its product 40S ribosomal protein S23. Gene Ontology annotation, cellular component: cytosolic small ribosomal subunit; ribosome. Bases 85 to 522 code for a protein of 145 amino acids. Gene Ontology annotation, molecular function: structural constituent of ribosome. The record is from RefSeq and is a predicted model, not a curated record. Gene Ontology annotation, biological process: translation. NCBI's taxonomy places the organism in Eukaryota, Fungi, Ascomycota, Eurotiomycetes, Eurotiales, Trichocomaceae. The transcript is spliced from 3 exons.
AUCGACGACUUCGACUUUUCGACAUCCAACGACCAGCCAUUAGGCAUAUCCAUCUAGUCGAAGUAUCCAAAUAAUACCGCCAAGAUGGGUAAGGGAAAGCCUCGUGGUUUGAACGCCGCUCGCAAGCUCAAGGAUCACCGCCGUGAUCAGCGAUGGGCCGAUCUGUCCUUCAAGAAGCGCCUUCUGGGAACAGCCUACAAAUCGUCUCCCUUCGGUGGUUCUUCUCACGCCAAGGGUAUCGUCCUCGAAAAGGUCGGUGUUGAGGCUAAACAGCCCAACUCCGCUAUCCGAAAGUGUGUCAAGGUUCAGUUGAUCAAGAACGGAAAGAAGGUCACUGCUUUCGUCCCCAACGACGGUUGUCUUAACUUCGUUGACGAGAACGACGAAGUCCUUCUCGCCGGUUUCGGUCGUAAGGGCAAGGCCAAGGGUGAUAUUCCUGGUGUCCGUUUCAAGGUCGUCAAGGUUUCCGGUGUCGGUCUGUCUGCUUUGUGGAAGGAGAAGAAGGAGAAGCCUCGUUCAUAAACAACACGAAAAACGAAGGCUGGGGUUUGCCGAGUGGAGGAAAGAAAAACAUAUUGAGAACGAUUCCAAUGACAUGUGCGAAGGGGGAUUACGAGAGCAUACCCUCUUUUGGAAUUGGACAAAAUUCGACCAUCAUGUUGCAUCGGAUAUAAGGAUUCUGUAUGCACAAGAAUUUUUCUCUUUAGAAAGGUUUUAUACGUUUCACAAGGAUGGCGUCAUGACUUGUACGGGAUGGUUGAAAUGCUUAACUACUACAUGUUUACUUAGUGUAGUAGUAGUGCUUCGACUGCCAAAAUACCAUUGAUUAUUGGUUUUUC